Molecule: messenger RNA, 1982 nt
Organism: Condylostylus longicornis
Lineage: Eukaryota; Metazoa; Arthropoda; Insecta; Diptera; Dolichopodidae
Product: zinc finger protein weckle-like
Exons: 3
Coding region: 251-1417 (388 amino acids)
Biological process (GO): regulation of DNA-templated transcription
Cellular component (GO): nucleus
Molecular function (GO): DNA-binding transcription factor activity, RNA polymerase II-specific; RNA polymerase II cis-regulatory region sequence-specific DNA binding; zinc ion binding
Source: RefSeq, a predicted model, not a curated record
UAUCAAGAAAUUAUUUUUAACAUUUAUUUUUUUAAUAAAUGUAUUUGAUACUAUUUAUGGCGGAAACCAAAUGGCAUAGCAUAGAGUAAACUUUCAAGUGAUAUGUCGUUGUCUUUUUAAGAAUACAAAUUUAAAAGUUUAAUUAAAAUUAGGAAAAAAAAUUAUAUGUAGGCUACGUGUAUACAUGUAUGUAACAUUGUUAGAAAUUUGUGUUGUUUAUUUUGUCAAAUCUAAGGUUUAAUAGAAUAAAAUGUGUAAUAAAGACUGGAGGAAAUGGUGUCGGCUUUGUGGAGAGGAAAAUGGUUCAAAAGUAGAUAUAACCAUAAAAAUGGAAAAUCAUGAUACUUUAAGUGUAUCGGUUGUUAAAUAUUUUGGAAUAAAAAUAUCCGAAAACAUCAAUAAAACUGCCAAAGUCUGUUUAGUGUGUUAUGACAUCAUUGACUCAAUCAUAAACUAUAAUGCACGCAUAGAGAAAGUUAACUGUAUGUUUCUAGAGCUGGAAAACUACUAUCAGACACACGAACAAAACCAGGAUUUAAAAUUUUUAAGAGAAAAAUAUAAGCUAGUUGAUCAAGAGGACAAGGUAACUGGAUUGGAAAUAGGGAAUCAUAAUCUCCAUAAAAGAAACCUUUUAAAAUUUAAAUCGGUAUGUGUCGUAGACGAAACUGUUGAUAACAGGAACGAAGUAACAGAAGAAGAAUUUUCAGAAAGCGCAAUCAGUCUGAAUGAAAAAAAUGAUGUUAAUAUAUUUGAAAAGGAAACAACACCCGCAAGUGAAAAUGAUUCAAAUUAUGACUUGUCAGAAGUAGAAGAAAAAAAGUUCGAAUGCCCUAAAUGUGGCAAAUGUUUUAAAUUCAAAAGGUAUGUUGGAGAACACAUUCGCAGAGUCCAUAAAAAAGAUAGACGAUACAUUUGUGAUGUAUGUAAAAUGGAGUAUGAAACUAAAAAAGAUUUAACUGAUCACUUUUCUACCCAUAAAGAGGAACGAAAAUAUAAAUGCUCUAUUUGUGAAAAAGACUUUAAGAAAAAACAGGAUUUAAGGAUACACGCUGCUGUUCAUGAUGGUAUAGGAUGUAUUUGUCAAAUAUGUGGUCUUAAACUCAAUACAAGGAGGCUUCUAAGGAGUCAUAUGGUUAUGCAUUCCGAUAAGAAAAAGUUUAAAUGCAACUUUUGCUUUAAAGAGUUUAAAAGAACGAAAGAAUUUAAAAAUCAUUUAAUAUUACACACUGGUUUAAAACCUUAUAAAUGCCCCUUUUGCAAAUUGAAUUUCGCGAAUGGCUCGAAUUGUCGUAAGCAUCAAAAAACCGUUCAUCCUACGGAAUUAGCAACCCAAGAGUUAAAAGGCAAAAAAAAAAUUUCGAAAUCCAUUCCAACUAUAGAAGAAUUGAACGCGUUAGUUUACCAAAAAGUCUCAUAAAGACAAUUCAAUUCUGCUCAAAUCUAUUUUAAAAUUUCCUUCAAAGGAUACUUUUUAAAUAACCUAAACAAAAUUGAUAAUAAUAAAAAUUAGUAAUUAAACAAAAAUUGAUAAUUAAUACACGUAUGUGUUUUAUAAGCAAAAACAGAAAGAAAAUAAAAUUUAAAUUUCUCAUGUCCAUCGAUCUCUUUGUAUAUACAUACACACAUACACACAAUUAUAUCGCAAACAAUUUAACUUUUUAUUUGCUUACGAACUUCUUAUUUCUAAACAACCAUAAUUAUAGGAAACUGAGUAUUUAAAUCUUCUACUAUUUCUAUUUCAGCUGGAAAACGCGUGGAAAACUUUUCAAAUACCUGCCAAAAUAUUUUCACAACAGAUUUUCACAACAAAUUACUGGAUUCUUCGAUUGCUAAAAACACUCAGAAUCGUUUUAUAAUGAAAAACAUUCAUAAUCGUUUUAUGUUCCAACUUUGCCAAAAAAAAACAUUUAAAGUUUUUUAAGGUUUUUUUCAAUAUUUUUCUCCCAAAACGUUUUUGCCAUAUAUUUUUAUUAUGUAUAUAC